AUGAACACCCCAUCCUCCACGGGCAUGCUUCUUCAAGCACUGCUGGGACAAUCGUACCCAGUCACAGCAUCGCGCACCGCAUCGCUCGGCUCCAUUGUCGGCAUGGAUGUCAGCGUCGAUUCGUUGCUGAAUGAAUGCGAAAUCCGAAACCAACAGCUCGAGCAGCAACAGCAACAGCAACAGCAGCCUUUUAUCGCGUUGCACGCAAGCAGCCCAGCAGCGUCUAGUGUUUCGAUGUCGUCUUCGGAAGCAUCUGUUGAGCAGCAACAGUAUCAGCGACACCAGAUGCUCAUCCAACAACAAAUUCUGCAGUUGCAAGAGGUCACGCAGCAGCAACUGUAUCCGCAGCAGUACCUGCAACACGCCUCGCUGCCUCAACAACAGCAACAGCAACAGCAACGGUCGUACCAGCAGCAAAGCGUUCUGUUGAACGCUUCGACUGCCGCUCAACAACAGCAGCAGCAACACCAACUUUCGCAGCAGCAAGAUUCGCAGCAGCUGGCCAUGUUGGAGCUCUCCCUCCGACAAGACACCGACGAAGACAGCUUCAGCACUGUCUCGAGCGACUACUCGUCACACUACGGCUCGAGCGACACGGAUCACGACGAGCACGAGCAUUGCGACCAUCAACAUGCACAGCAACAACAACAACAACAACAGCAACAGCUGGCACCUGCCAUCAGUAGUGUUCUGCCUUUCGCUGCUCCGGAUCAGCACUUCUUCGGCUUUGACUUUUCGCAGCACCACCACCAACCACAACAGCAACUACAGCAGUUCCAGCUGCUGCAGCAGCAGCGACCGCAGCCGCUCCAGCCUCAGGCCAUGCUGAGCGUUCCGGAAGCAGGGAUGUGGCUGGGCGUUGGCCAAACCCCUGCUGUUGCGGCUGAUGCCCUCACAAGCCCUCGCAGCCCCCGCAGCCCCCGUAGCCCCCGAAGCCCUGUCAACGACGCCUCGCAGUCAGCCCUGCUCACUGCUCUUGGCUUCAAGCACCGCCCCAAGACUGUGCUGCUGGACGAGGAGAAGCUGUUCGUCUGCCCGUUCGACGGCCCUUCUCGUGCAAGUGGCCCGGCUGCGAGCAGACAUUUCAUGCGCUCCGACGAGCUCACGCGUCACAAGCAGAAGCACUCGGGCGCCAAGCCUCACGCUUGCCAGCUGUGCUCGCGCUGCUUCUCGCGCUCAGACCACCUGAUUGCUCACAUUCGCCGCCACAUGAAGGAGCCUUCCAAGAAGACGCGCGGCCCCAAGACUGCUGCCAUGCACGCCGCCGCUGCUGCCCUUGUUGCCAGCCACAGCUUCGACCAUGCCAACGCGCAAGCCGCCAUGAUUCCGCGCCCGUAA
Molecule: messenger RNA, 1338 nt
Organism: Capsaspora owczarzaki ATCC 30864
Lineage: Eukaryota; Filasterea; Ministeriida; Capsasporidae
Exons: 2
Coding region: 1-1338 (445 amino acids)
Biological process (GO): regulation of transcription by RNA polymerase II
Molecular function (GO): DNA-binding transcription factor activity, RNA polymerase II-specific; RNA polymerase II cis-regulatory region sequence-specific DNA binding
Source: RefSeq, a predicted model, not a curated record